Molecule: messenger RNA, 771 nt
Organism: Fimicolochytrium jonesii
Lineage: Eukaryota; Fungi; Chytridiomycota; Chytridiomycetes; Spizellomycetales; Powellomycetaceae
Exons: 7
Coding region: 1-771 (256 amino acids)
Molecular function (GO): protein binding
Source: RefSeq, a predicted model, not a curated record
AUGGCUGCCCAGAACCCAAAUCCAGAAGAGGCACCGACGGCCCCCGAUACGAAGACAGGAGAGGAAUCGGAUGUAGACCCCACCGCCGCACCUAUAGUUGAAGCGACGCCAGUAGAAUGCGAGGCGGUGAUCUUGACCCCGGCGGAGCGAAAGGCUCUCAUUGACGAUGCGCGGUCACAUAAGGCGAAAGGGAACAAACACUUUCAGGGCGGGGAGUAUGCCGCGGCGAUUGAGAGAUACGAGGAAGCCUUAGCGCUAGCUCCAGAAGACGAAACCGAAGAGCGCGGCAUCUUCUUCGCCAACAUCGCGGCAUGUCAUAUCCACCUGAAAGACUACCCAGAAGCCGCACGGAAUUGCACAAACGGUAAGGUUCCAAUCCUCAAUUUCGAUGACCAAACAAUCAGUCCUCACCUCAACCCGACUCCAUUUGUCUUCCGGGCCACAGCCCUAAAAUGCAAACCAGACUACCUAAAAGCCCUAACCCGCCGCGCCCUCGCAAACUCACAUAUCGGGUCCUGGGCAUCCCUCAGUGAUGCGUUGAAAGAUUACAAACGCAUCCUAGAACUAGACCCCCACAACCGCGAAGCCGCGCGGUCAGUCAAACUCCUCCCGGGGCAGAUCGAGGUGCAGCAGGAGAAAGAAAAGACGGAGAUGCUCGGAAAACUGAAAGACCUCGGCAACACCUUCCUGGGCAAUUUCGGCCUCUCGCUGGAUAGUUUCCAGAUGAACAAGGAUGAGAAGGGCGGGUUUAGUGUCAAUAUGAAGAAGUGA